CACCAUACAACUUACAAGGUACUAAACCGUACAACAACUAACGACGUUAAUUAAAAUGUCAGAUCAACUUUGACAACGUUCCCACUAUCCAUGACCUUUACCAGCAAGUUCAUAAAGGUCACAAUCCCAACGACAAUACGGUGAACACAAUGGCAUCCGCCUCGCCAGCACCGCAUAAGCCUCGGCGCAAAAACAAGAAGACACAUUUCGACAAUACCAUCCAUGUCAAACCCGAAGCUCUAAUUCGCACGCCCUCGUUUCCUCUCGCAGCUUUCCUCUGGCCUGCUCGGAGCUCUCUGUCGCAAUGGGAGGUCUUACCGCUCAUUCUUAUGGUCGUUGGCCUUUUUAGAUGGGCUGCCGGACUUUGGGGAUAUUCAGGCUUCCGGAAGCCGCCCAUGUUUGGUGACUACGAAGCGCAAAGACACUGGAUGGAGAUAACGACACAUUUACCAAUCUCCCAAUGGUAUUUCCACGACCUAGAAUGGUGGGGUCUCGACUAUCCUCCCUUAACCGCGUAUCACAGCUGGCUACUCGGAAAGGUCGGAUCACUUAUUGACCCCUCGUGGUUCGAGCUCUACACUUCGCGAGGGUUGGAAGAUCCAACGCUCAAGGUCUUCAUGAGGGCUACCGUUAUUGUAUCCGAGUAUCUGAUAUACAUACCUGCCGCCGUGAUCUUCGUAAGGAGGUAUAGCAAAAUUUCAGGUGUUGCUCAAUGGACCGCAUCCGUAGCCCUGGUCGCGAUCCUCAUGCAGCCGGCUACUAUUCUUAUCGAUCAUGUUCACUUCCAGUAUAAUACCGUGAUGCUUGGCUUCGUCUUGGCGAGCAUGUCUAGCAUGGUAGCGGGUCGAUAUAUGUGGGCUUCCAUCUUUUUCGUCUGCGCAUUGGGGUUCAAGCAGAUGGCGCUUUAUUAUGCACCAGCCGUGUUCGCAUUCCUUCUGGGAAGCUGUACUUUUCCUCGCAUCAACAUUGGACGGUUUAUGGGAAUCGCAGCAGUUACUCUCGCCUCCUUCGCCGUACUCGUAUUGCCCCUUGUUAUAGGCACGCUAUACGACGUCAACCGAGGGAUUGACUCGCGACCUGAUCUAGAUGGGCCACGCCCUCCUUUGCCUAUAUUUGCUUUCCUCUCGGACUAUCUAGACACGAAGGCUCCAUACUAUCCCCUAGUUGAACAGGCCGUGCAGAUGGUUCAUCGAGUCUUCCCUUUUGCGCGAGGACUAUUCGAGGAUAAAGUUGCCAACUUCUGGUGCGCAGCUAAUGUCGUCAUCAAGUUACGGAAAUAUCCAACCGAACUUCUACAAAGAGUCUCGCUCUUGGCGACUCUUGCUUCGAUUACUCCUCCGUGCGCUAUCCUGUUCUUCAAACCGCGCAAGGAUCUCCUCCCAUAUGCCUUUAGCGCAACAGCGUGGGGUUUCUUUUUAUUCAGCUACCAGGUCCACGAGAAGAGUGCGCUUCUGCCACUUCUCCCCAUGACCGUGCUCCUCGCAGGAAAGCAGGGACUAGGAAAGGAAAUCAGGUCCUGGGUUGGAUUUGGCAAUCUCGUUGGCGUGUGGACUAUGUACCCGCUGCUGCAGAGAGUUGAUCUACGAAUCCCUUACGCAGUCCUAACUCUCCUAUGGGCGUAUUUGUUGGGCCUACCUCCCGUAUCGAUCAGUGCCUACUUCGAAGAAGGACAGAGCAUAUGGGUUCAAUGGCUGACGGCGAUCGUCCACGGCGCUUUCUACGUCGCCAUGGGCGCUUGGCAUAUCCUAGAUUUGUUUGCUCUACCACCUCCCGACAAGCCCGACCUCUGGGUCGUUGCCAACGUCGGCAUAGGCGCCGCUGGGUUUGCCUUAUGUUACCUAUGGUGUUUAUGGAAGCUGAUACAGGAGAGUGGAAUUAACCGCCGGAAACCCCCGGCAUCUAAGGUCAAGACGACUUGACAAUAGGUAGACUUGUUUGUUUUUUGUAUCCAUGUACAUAGCCUGUAAUGUACAAAAUUUUUUGACA
Messenger RNA from Daldinia caldariorum, 1986 nucleotides. RefSeq names its product glycosyltransferase family 57 protein. The transcript is spliced from 2 exons. Gene Ontology annotation, molecular function: dolichyl pyrophosphate Man9GlcNAc2 alpha-1,3-glucosyltransferase activity. The record is from RefSeq and is a predicted model, not a curated record. NCBI's taxonomy places the organism in Eukaryota, Fungi, Ascomycota, Sordariomycetes, Xylariales, Hypoxylaceae. Gene Ontology annotation, biological process: protein N-linked glycosylation. Bases 150 to 1919 code for a protein of 589 amino acids. Gene Ontology annotation, cellular component: endoplasmic reticulum membrane.